UCACUCACCCUUUCUUCUUUGCUAGUUUCUUCUUCUUCUUCUUCUUCUAAUGGCCAACUCUGAAUUCUUCUGCUACUCGCCUCUCUCCCAACCCGAUUCCGUUCCUCAAUCGAAAUCAUUUUCCUUCGUUUCGCCCUCCGACUACUGGAACAAGGCUGCGAACGCUCUCAGCCACACCCAUCUUGAGGAGGUUUGUCGUAUGCUAUCGGAGUUUCAAGAUGCUCGAGCUGUUGACAUUGAAGGUGCCACCCUUACUGUCGCUCAGGUCACUGCCAUUGCUCGUCGUAGCGACGUCAAAGUCAACUUGAAUGAAGCUGUGGCUCAUGAUCGUGUGGCCAAAAGUGCAACAUGGGUUGCUGAGAAAAUCUCUAGUGGAACUGAUAUCUAUGGAGUUACCACUGGUUUUGGUUCGACUUCCCACCGGCGUACGACCAAAGCGGCCGACCUCCAAACAGAACUCAUUAGGUUCCUCAAUGCUGGAGUUAUUGGAAAGGAUAAUCUUCCAUCUGGAUACUCAAAGGCAGCCAUGCUUGUUAGAACUAACACAUUGAUGCAAGGCUACUCGGGCAUUCGUUGGGAAAUUCUUGAAGCUGUGGUGAAGCUCAUGAAUGAGAAUUUGGUACCUAAAUUGCCUUUGAGAGGGACAAUCACAGCUUCUGGAGAUCUUGUUCCAUUGUCUUAUAUUGCUGGUGUUAUCACUGGAAGGCAUAAUUCCAAGGUUACCACCAUUGAAGGGGAUGAGAUCACUGCCAUGGAAGCUCUCAAGAGAGCUGGAAUUGCAGGCCCAUUUGAGCUUCAAGCAAAGGAAGGCUUAGCUCUUGUCAACGGAACCGCUGUUGGGUCGGCCGUGGCCGCCACUGUUUGCUACGACGCCAAUAUUUUAGCUCUUUUAGCCGUCGUUCUCUCUGCUUUGUUCUGUGAAGCCAUGCUCGGGAAGCCAGAAUUUGCAGACCCAUUGACUCAUAAACUCAAGCAUCACCCUGGCCAGAUUGAGUCCGCCGCAGCCAUGGAGUUUCUCUUGAACCAAAGCGAUUUCAUGAAAGAAGCAAAAAUCCGCCAUGAAAACAACCCAUUAACUAAGCCAAAACAAGAUCGCUAUGCACUUCGAACUUCCCCACAAUGGCUUGGACCUCAAAUCGAAGUCAUUCGAAUGGCAACCCAUUCGAUUGAAAGGGAGAUCAACUCUGUGAAUGAUAAUCCAUUGAUCGAUGUCAGCCGGAAUCUGGCUCUGCACGGAGGAAACUUUCAAGGGACCCCAAUCGGAGUUUCCAUGGAUAAUCUCCGAAUCGCCAUCGCUGCAAUUGGUAAGCUAAUGUUCGCCCAAUUCUCCGAACUCGUCUGUGAUCAUUUCAACAAUGGAUUGCCGUCCAAUUUGAGCGGUGGGCCAAACCCUAGCUUGGAUUACGGAUUCAAAGGUGCGGAAAUCGCCAUGGCUGCUUAUUGCUCUGAGCUCCAAUACUUAGCAAACCCUGUCACAACUCAUGUCCAGAGUGCAGAACAACACAAUCAAGAUGUAAACUCUCUAGGUCUAAUCUCAGCCAGAAAAUCCGCCGAAGCCAUCGAGAUUCUCAAGCUCAUGUCCGCUACAUACAUGGUGGCCCUCUGCCAAGCAAUCGAUUUAAGACAACAAGAAGAAAAUAUGAGGGAAGUUGUGAGAAAUGCAGUUCUCCAAACAAUCAGAAGAACACUAUACGUUACAGACUACGGAUCUCUCACCGAAUCGCGAUUCUGCGAGAAAGACCUAUUACAAGUAAUCGAUCGCGAACCAGUUUUCUCCUACAUCGACGAUCCUACGAACACCUCAUACGCCCUAAUCCCAAAAUUACUGGAAGUUCUAGUCCAAAGAGCGCUGAAAGGGAUUGCAACAGCCAAAAAAGAGAACGGAAACGAAACAGGCAUUGCAAUUUUCAAGCAAAUCCCGGGGUUUCUUGAGGAAUUAAAGGAGAAAUUGGAAAACGAUGUGGAAAAUGCGAGAGGGAGAUUUGAGAAUGGUGAAUUCUUAGUGGAAAAUAGAAUCAAGAAAUGCAGCACUUACCCGAUCUAUCGCUUUGUGAGGACUGAGGUUGGUACUCAGCUGCUCAGUGGAGCGAAGAAGGUGAGCCCUGGAGAAGAUAUUGAGAAAGUGGUGGACGCCAUUAAUGAAGGGAAGCUUGGAAGCGUUGUGCUUGAGUGCUUGAAGAAUUAGGGCAAUUGUGAUUUGGUUUGUUCCCAAUUUUAUGUUUAGUUCUUAUGGCUUUCAUUUUGA
Molecule: messenger RNA, 2245 nt
Organism: Cucurbita pepo subsp. pepo (vegetable marrow)
Lineage: Eukaryota; Viridiplantae; Streptophyta; Magnoliopsida; Cucurbitales; Cucurbitaceae
Product: phenylalanine ammonia-lyase
Biological process (GO): L-phenylalanine catabolic process
Cellular component (GO): cytoplasm
Molecular function (GO): ammonia-lyase activity
Source: RefSeq, a predicted model, not a curated record